GCCAUACUUCGAUACUUCGACCAACCCUGCAACGGAAAAGCGAGACGCUGCGUGGCAACCUUGUACACCGAAGCAUACUGAGGCUUCAUUAGUCUUGCUAACUACGGCCACAGCUACAAGUGGAUACACCUGGACAAAGCCAGUGUCGACAUCCAUCUGAAUUCGCCGAGCCAACCGUUUUUGCUUCUUUGCGCCACCAAUCGUUACACUUUGCAACUCAUACAGAGCAUUACUGAAUGCCACCAUGAGGAUUCUCUGCGUUGCUGAGAAGCCAGCAAUGUCAAAGUCCCUUGCAGCGAUUCUGUCCAAUGGGCAAUACACUACGCGGCCAACGAACGAUCAAUACACGCGCAACUUUGAGUUUUCGUAUAGGCUACCGAACAACACGAUGACUCACGUAGUCAUGACCGCGGUGCGUGGACACUUGAUGAGCACGGACUUUCCUACACAAUAUAGAAAAUGGGGCAGCUGCGCUCCUGUCCAGCUUUUUGAGCUCCAAGUAGAAAAGGCGACGUCUAAGGAUUUGAUUUCAGUGGAAAGAAACCUUGCAAUGGAAUCGCGGUUGGCAGACCAGGUUAUGAUUUGGACGGAUUGUGAUCGAGAAGGGGAGAACAUCGGAGCAGAGAUCGCCAACGUAUGCCAACGCGAGAAUCGCCGGUUGAAGAUAUGCCGAGCACGCUUUAGCUCCGUUACUCCAGCUGAGGUGCAUAGAGCCAUGCAAAACCCUGUUCAUUUAGAUAUGCGCCAGGCCGACGCCGUUGAUGCACGGAUAGAACUGGACCUUAGGAUCGGCGCAUCUUUCACACGCUUUCAAACCCUUACCCUCCAGGGCCGCUUCCCUGAGUUGGCAGAGGGCGUGAUUAGCUAUGGUCCAUGCCAGUUUCCGACUCUGGGCUUUGUGGUGGACCAGUACCGACGAGUGGAGAAUUUUAUACCCGAAACCUUUUGGAAACUGGAGGUCAAGCACAGCAAGGACGGCGUCGAUGCAACUUUUACAUGGCAACGCGGACAUCUGUUUGACCAGCUGGCAUGCAUGAUUAUCUAUGAGGCUUGUCUCGAGAAUCUCAGUCGCAAUGCGCUUGUGACAAAAGUCAAGUCCCUUCCUACUAAGAAAUACAGGCCCUUGCCGCUCACUACCGUUGAACUUCAGAAAAAUGGAUCCAAAUUUCUCUCAAUUCCGUCCGAUGAGGUCAUGACCGCAGCAGAAAGUCUCUAUACAAAGGGAUGGAUCUCAUAUCCAAGGACGGAAACGGACCAGUUUGACUUGAAUUACGACUUGAUGGGGCUGAUAGAGAAACAGACGCACAAUACUCAGUGGGGUCGAUUCGCCCAACGACUGACCGAAGGUGGCUAUCGUAACCCCAGGAAGGGCAAGAAUAAUGAUCAAGCUCAUCCACCUAUUCACCCGGUUAUGCAUACGGAGAGCCUGGACGGUAAUGAGAAGCGGGUGUACGAGUUCAUAGCUCGUCGAUUUCUGGCCUGCUGCGCUGAAGAUGCAGCAGGCGACCAGACGGACAUUGAAGUCAGGAUUCACACGGAGACCUUUAAGACGACAGGGCUGAUCAUCAAAGAACGGAAUUAUUUGGAUGUUUAUCCCUACGACAAGUGGACUGGAAACGUGCUUCCAAACUUUGUUGAAGGCGAAGAGUUUAUACCUAAAGAAUUUUCAAUGAAAUCCGGUGCAACCAGUCCGCCUACACUGCUGACGGAGAGUCAGCUCAUCGCGUUGAUGGAUAAGAACGGCAUUGGCACGGAUGCUACCAUUGCGGAGCACAUCAAGACAAUUACGAAGCGGGAGUACGUUGUGCGGAGUAAGAGCGACAGAGAAUAUGUUUUUACGCCAUCUACUCUUGGGAUCGCUCUCGUCGAAGGUUAUGAUAAUAUUGGACUGGACAAGAGUUUGUCGAAGCCUUUUUUAAGAAGUGAGCUCGAGAACAAUCUUAAGCUCAUCUGCUCUGGAAACAAGACAAAAGAGGGGGUCGUCAGAGAGAGCAUCGACAUGUACCGAAAUGUCUUUGACAUUGUCAACCGGGAUCAGCGGGUGCUGCUGGAGUCUUUGGAACGAUACCUUGGACGACGCAGAGAACCAACCCCUCCUCCUAGACCAGCUGGGCAGCCUGCGCCAAGGAACCCCAGAGAUGGGCAUGGCCAGGCCCAGGAUGGAAGCGUCCGUCCCAACUCUAGCAACAAUUUCAGUUCUGGCAAUGUAGGAUCGAGCGCCGCCUUUCUUCAGACACAUCAAUUAUCUAGGGGCCUAUCAACCACAGGAUCCGCUGCUGCGGUCAUCUGCCAUUGUGAUGGUCGCCCUCCUGCUGUUGAAAGGAGGGUGGUCAAAGAAGGCGAGAACCAAGGACGGCUGUUUUUCACAUGCAGCAAGCCCCGCGAACAACAAUGUGGAUUCUUUGCCUUCGCAGAGGAUGCGGGAGUAUUGAGCCAUAGAUCGACAAAUCAUCAUCAACAACACCAUCCAGUUGAGACAUUUCCGCAGCGUGCCAACGAAGCUGUCAUGGAGGCGUUCAUUCAAAAUCUGCAGACAGGAAAUGCACCAGAGACAAAGCCCAGGUGUCUCUGCGGGCUGGUAGCCAUGGAGCUGAAGUCAUCGAAGAACAACGGGCGAGUGUUUUGGCGCUGCAGCAAGCAGAGAGGCUGCGAUUUUUUUAAGUGGGAUGACGAGUUGAACUCAGGCCAAGCAGCGGGGCAGCAACAGCAGCACGGCGGUUCCUCUUUUCAAGCGGAUAAAACGUGCUUCAAAUGCCAAAAGAUGGGCCAUUUCGCAAACGCGUGCACUGCACCGGCCGAGAAACAGCGCGGUACCUCUACAAAGACAAGGGCCAAGGGCACUUCCAAGAAAGCUACGACUUCACGUAGCGGAAUUGCGGCUGUACGGGUGAGCAAGAAGGCGCGUCCGAUCUAGAAAAUCUUCUCGGCCCGAUCACGGUUGAUUACCUCAUCAUAUAUAUG
Molecule: messenger RNA, 2961 nt
Organism: Gamsiella multidivaricata
Lineage: Eukaryota; Fungi; Mortierellomycota; Mortierellomycetes; Mortierellales; Mortierellaceae
Product: DNA topoisomerase
Exons: 12
Coding region: 245-2914 (889 amino acids)
Biological process (GO): DNA topological change
Cellular component (GO): nucleus
Molecular function (GO): zinc ion binding; DNA topoisomerase type I (single strand cut, ATP-independent) activity; DNA binding
Source: RefSeq, a predicted model, not a curated record